Messenger RNA from Lepisosteus oculatus (spotted gar), 2949 nucleotides. RefSeq names its product NIMA-related kinase 6 (gene nek6). NCBI's taxonomy places the organism in Eukaryota, Metazoa, Chordata, Actinopteri, Semionotiformes, Lepisosteidae. Gene Ontology annotation, cellular component: cytosol. The record is from RefSeq and is a predicted model, not a curated record. Gene Ontology annotation, molecular function: protein serine/threonine kinase activity; ATP binding. Gene Ontology annotation, biological process: positive regulation of canonical NF-kappaB signal transduction; regulation of mitotic metaphase/anaphase transition; chromosome segregation.
CCUGCGUGGCAUGUAAAUUGAAACACGCUCUGUCAGAGAGAGAGAGGGAGUGAGAGAGUGUGGACUUUUGUACAGUUAAAACAGAAGUUGCACGACAAGGAAUAAUAUUACCAGCAUGCUCGACUUCUAUAAGUUACUGUCCUUCAUUAACAAGACAGUAUAACUCGAGACUUCUGCUCAAACACAGGAAGGAAACGCGGAAAAUCCAAAGAAAGUUUUCCAAAUAUCAGGCCUGGUUUCCCAGACGUGGUUUCAAAGCUCUCAGUGGCAUGUUACUAUGGAAGGACAGCACAGCCAUCACCAGCACAAUCUAGAGGAUCAGAACAAGCUCCUCUAUAAUCUUCCCGGGCAGGAUUAUCAACAUGAAGGCCAGAGAAACAUGUCUUCCUACCAGUUCUGCUGCACCCUGGCCAAUUUCCGAAUCGAGAAGAAAAUCGGCCGAGGUCAGUUCAGUGAGGUGUACAGGGCAACACAUCUUUUGGAUGGAAGACAGGUUGCUCUGAAGAAAGUCCAGAUUUUCGAAAUGAUGGAUGCAAAAGCAAGACAAGACUGCAUUAAGGAAAUUGACCUUCUUAAGCAGUUGAAUCACCCCAAUAUUAUUAAGUAUUUGGAUUCCUUUAUCGAAGACAAUGAACUGAACAUUGUUUUAGAAUUAGCUGAUGCGGGAGAUCUCUCUCAGAUGAUUAAGUAUUUUAAAAAGAAGAGGCGACUCAUCCCUGAAAGGACAGUAUGGAAAUAUUUUGUGCAGCUAUGCAGUGCGGUGGAGCACAUGCAUUCUCGCAGAGUGAUGCACAGAGACAUAAAGCCAGCUAAUGUGUUCAUAACAGCAACAGGGGAGGUAAAACUGGGAGACCUGGGGUUGGGACGUUUCUUCAGCUCCAAGACCACUGCAGCACAUUCCUUAGUGGGGACACCCUACUACAUGUCUCCAGAGAGAAUCCAUGAAAACGGAUAUAACUUCAAAUCGGACAUAUGGUCUUUGGGAUGCUUGCUAUACGAGAUGGCUGCCCUUCAAAGCCCUUUCUACGGUGACAAAAUGAACUUGUUGUCUCUGUGCCAAAAAAUUGAGCAGUGCGAUUACCCUCCACUCCCACCUGAGCACUACUCUGAUAAGCUGCGGGAGCUGGUCAGCAUGUGCAUCAAUCCAGACCCCGAUCAAAGACCCGAUAUUUGCUUCGUCAACCAGAUAGCGAGACAGAUGCACCUCUGGACCUCCAGCACCUGAAAUCUUUGUCGAGGCUGCUGGGCGAUAAAUCCAACACAUUUUGGUCUUACUUGAAUUUUUGGAAGAUGUUUUUCUUCACGAAACUCAAGAUGGUGUGACUGCAAGACCUUCAUUUUUGUUUGAAAACCACCUCUUUUAUGAAGACCUUUAUGCUUUAGUAGUGCAGAGUGGUUGAAAACAAAAUUGGGCAGUGAUGUGGUGUUAAGGAGAAAAUUAUGUAUCCACAGUGUCCUGCAGACAAGCCUCUGUUCUUAUUGAUUUUGUCAUACAGUGCUCUUUAUCUUAAGAAAAAAAUAACUAACCUAUUCGUAAGAAUGCCUGAGUAUUCAGUCUAACAUAAUGCCAUGUAAACUUGCCAUAUUUAAUCCAUUCAAGGUCAUCACUGGCGAUACUCAUUAUUUUUUGCAUUGUAACUCAUUUCAGUUUUACCUUACUUUUUUAAAGUUGUACAUUUAAAAAGCUACAUAAGACGGUAUGAACUGAACUAUACUUCUCUUGCUCAGCCUUUUGCUUCAUUUUUCUAUUUCGUUUGUUAAAAGCUUCAGAGUUUACCGAUUCAAUAUUGUGAUAUGAAGUUUUUGUUUAGAAAGCAGCUGUGAUGGGGUUUGCUGUUCAGUUUUCUUUAAAAAAAACAAACUUGUACCGAUAAAUGACGCAAGAAUUGGUGAGUACUGAUAGCAAGUGUCCUAUCUCUUUGGAAUGAGGAUGUAGAAAGUCCCGUUCAGGAAGUAUUUUUUUGUUGUUGUAACUGUGAAAAAUGAUCUGUAAUGUGAAUGAAAAAACACAUUGAAACCAAGACCGUUAUGUGUCAAGAUAAAAUGUAUACAGUAUUGAAUGGAAACUUGCAUCGUGCUUGAGAUUAAUAUAUGCAUUUUUGUGCAAAGAUAUUGCCCUGUGUAUGAGCAGAUUAUGUGAAGAAGAAUUUUAAGUGGAGACGGUAUAACUCCUUUCCACUGAGAGUGCUAGCAUCUGCACAUUCUCAGAUUCUUUUUUUUAUAGAAUUGUCUCUUAAGUGUUAACCUUAACAGAUGCUGCUUUUGCAGUGCUUCACAGAUGAUGACAAGACGUAUGCUUUUUUUCCUCCUUAAAUGUUAUAUAUUGUCUGUUAUUUAGUAUUGUGCCAGCCUUAGCUGCCAUGAUUUCAGGAAAUAUAUUUUAAAUACAAAGAAACUAAUGGGAGUAAAACAUUUAUGGGACAGGUUUAAUAAAGCUAUGGGUACAAAUCAUGUUUUAGAGCAGAUUGCUUAUAAAAUAUUUUACAUGUUUCUUUUAAGAAAGGACACUAGUCUUGCAAUAGAGAUACCGCAACAUCUGAUUAUUAAUUUCACUAUGUGCUUAAUGAGACAAAAUCCGCCCUAAUUAGUUUGACUGGCUUUCAAUAGAAAUACCUUGACUGAAAACAUUUGUAGACAAGAAUAAAUUCUGUGUAAUGAACUUGUAUUAAUCUAGACAUAAUGAUUUGACUCUUUCUGCAAAAAAAAAUAUUUUAAAUCAGUUUUUCUUUGGGCAAUUUGGCAUUUGUAUCACUGUGAUUUUAAUUUAGUGGAAUCACGUUGAAGUGUUUCCCAUUUGUAUUUUGUUGGUGAAAAAAAUCACUACAUUAUCAGAUGGUAUUUCUUAUUCAAGAUGUACUUGGGGAAUUUCUAACACUUGAUACAAUUGUGCUGUUACUAUGACAAGUUAUGCUUAAUUUAUGUUGGAAAUAAACAUCUCUCUUUCUCUCA